Molecule: messenger RNA, 216 nt
Organism: Diversispora eburnea
Lineage: Eukaryota; Fungi; Glomeromycota; Glomeromycetes; Diversisporales; Diversisporaceae
Source: the annotation of a GenBank genome assembly
AUGACAAAAAGAAAUUUCUCAGAAAUGAAAAAUUGCUCAGCUUCCCCUAGAAGAUCUUUGAGAAUAGCGGCAAGAGCCGCAUUACCACAACCAGAAUCACUCUCAACCACCACCCCACCAAAGAAGAGAGGUCGUCCACCAAAAAGGGGACGUGGACGACCUAGAAAAGAUAAAUGCAAUAUGACAGAAGGUAAAAAAUUAUUUUUUGAAUUUUGA